UAUGUGCUGUCAUGGUGUCUGCCAUGGCGGGUGAGAUGAACAGGCUCUCACCGGCUAUACAGUCCUUGGUUGAUGAAUACUUCAGUUGGCGAAUGAAAGACAUGCCCGAGUUCGCGUCCUUUGUCGGUAUUCACGACUACGAUGACCAACUUGAUGACAUGUCUCUAUUGGCGUACCAGAAUCGAUUUGACAAAUGUCAGAUAUUCUUCGAUCGUGCUGUGGACCUGAAAAUGAACGCCUCCAGCCACGAAGAUGAACUCAAUUUGAAGAUCAUUGAAUCUGAAUUGCUCACAUUUAUUAAUGGUUUUCCGUACAAAGGGUUUUUAGCACCACUGACAUUCAGUGAGGGUGUUCAUGUGGACCUCAAGCGUCUGAUCUCGUGGAUGGUAUUUGAAACAACUGAAGACUAUGAAAAAUUGUUGUCUCGAUACAGCAAACUACCUCAGCAGCUAAGCCAAAUCCAAAUACUGAUGGAGGAGGGUGUCCGUCAAGGAAUUGUAAAUCAUGCCAUUUCAAUGAAAGGAGUAUCGCAAAGUUUAGGAAGGUAUGUGGUGGAAGUUGCUGAAGAGUCUCCUCUGUGGGAAGCUUUGACUGACUUCCCAGAAGACUUCACUGAGGAAGAAAUAAGUCAAUUUCAAGAACGGGGAAGAAUCAUUAUCACGCAGCAGGUUUCGCUAGCUUUUCAACAACUACGCGAUUUCAUCGACACCAAGUACACGACCCGUCCUGAGAUCGCUGUCACCAGCCUCCCAGAUGGCGAGGCACGCUACAACGAGCUCGUCAGGUUCCACACGUCAACCAGCAUGCCUGUGCCGGAGAUCCAUCAACUUGGAAUUGAGGAAGUCGACCGCAUUGAGACAGAGAUGGCCAAG
Messenger RNA from Portunus trituberculatus (swimming crab), 872 nucleotides. RefSeq lists its product as uncharacterized. NCBI's taxonomy places the organism in Eukaryota, Metazoa, Arthropoda, Malacostraca, Decapoda, Portunidae. The record is from RefSeq and is a predicted model, not a curated record.